AUGGGCAAUAAUCUCUCGUCGACCUUUGUCCCCGACACCUCCAAGGUGGUCCUGAGCCCGCCCGACGCCUUCGGUGACAUUCUCGUCGUCAUCAUAUGGGGGCUCGUCUUGAUACGCGUGGGCGGGGGGUCGGUGCUGGCCGCCAUGUUGCUGUCGACGGCCUGGCCCGUCGUCAUGGCCUACAUUGUGAUUUCGGGCUGA
Molecule: messenger RNA, 201 nt
Organism: Metarhizium brunneum ARSEF 3297
Lineage: Eukaryota; Fungi; Ascomycota; Sordariomycetes; Hypocreales; Clavicipitaceae
Source: RefSeq, a predicted model, not a curated record